Molecule: messenger RNA, 3769 nt
Organism: Archocentrus centrarchus (flier cichlid)
Lineage: Eukaryota; Metazoa; Chordata; Actinopteri; Cichliformes; Cichlidae
Gene: dnttip2
Product: deoxynucleotidyltransferase, terminal, interacting protein 2
Exons: 7
Coding region: 41-2761 (906 amino acids)
Biological process (GO): RNA processing
Cellular component (GO): nucleolus
Molecular function (GO): RNA binding
Source: RefSeq, a predicted model, not a curated record
GCCUUCCCUCCGGAAGUGACUAGAGUUGUGAGUGUGCAAGAUGGUGGCCACCAGGAGAGGAGUACGUGUGAGCUCCCCGGCUAAAACAACCCCGGAGCAGCGCUCUGAGGUCCAGGCCACUCCUUCCACUGCUCGGAGAACCAGGAGGGCUACUAAGCAAGCAGAGAGUCCCACCCAUCAUGCUCUUGUGGAGACCUGCAAACUGCUUGAGCAAAGUGAAGCACGAACUACAGAUUCUCCCUCAACCCUCUUAAAAAAACGAUGUAGCAGAGCUUCAAGACUCCACAGUCCGGAGCAGCCCUCCACCCCAGUAGGCUCCAACCAUGAUGCAGACAUGUCAGAGGUGGAGUCUUGCUGCUCUGUGGUCUCUAACAUUGAACCGCCAAUGACACGGACCAGGGGGAGGAGACAGCCCCACAAAGUAAACAAGGAAGAGGAGGAGAUAUCUGAGGCGGAGUCGUGCUCUUCUGCAGUGUCUGCAUCAAAACGUGGCCAAAGGAGCCGCCAGAGCACAAGAAAGAAGACCGAAGGUUCUGACACUGCUCCUGCCAAGGUGCGAGAUGUCAAAGCCAACCUGGUGCUGGAGACUGAGUCCUGCAGCUCUGUGGUGUCAAAUUCCCAGAGGGCCACAAGAAGUCAGAGAAAAUCUGCUCUCACCAGAUCAUCCACUAAAUGUCACACUGGGGAGUCUGAGCUCUCAGAUGCUGACAGCUGCAUUUCCAGUGUGUCAGGAGCUGAUGUUUCUAAAUCCACUACUCGCAGAGCUACGAGAUCCAGAAGAAAAGCAGAUCCUAUUCCUAUGCAUUUGGAUGAGCCAUCGGAAAGCUCUGUGUCUCCAGCUCCAACACGUCGACAGACCAGGGCAGCAAGAGGAAAGGCCGCAGCCCCUGCAGAUCUUAGUGAGCCCCCAUCUUGCGACUCUGAAGGGUUUGAGUCCGGGCCUACUUACAGUUUGACCAGUCGCAGAAGGGUGAGAACCAGGUCAACAAGUCUUAGAGCCAUGGAUUCAGACUCUGAUGCUAUGGAUGUGCAUUCCCAGGUGGGGAGUCCCAGCUCCACACGAGGCAGAGGGACUCCCUGCAGCAGCCGCACAGGCUCAGGGAACAGCGGCCGGGGUGGUUCAGCCUCCAGGCGCUCAGCCAAGGACUGUAGCAUUGUUGUAGAAGAUGCAGCAGAAUCAGCCAAUGAGGACAGUUCAUUAAAUGAUUCUAAGUUAGAAAGCACACUGAUCGCUGGGGAUGCAGAUGAAACACUCCUGGAGGCAGAAAAGAGCCAGACAUUAGAAGAACACGAGGGUAUGAAUAAUGCCAACCUCCCAUCCAAGAAGGCAGAUGGAGAAAAAAAGGAAAUUAAUUUUACCUCUGAAGAAGAUUCCCAUGUAUCUCCCUCAGAAUCUGUGAAUGAGCCUGCAGUGGUCAGCAAAAACCAGCAGGAGGAGCCGUCUGCUGAAAAUAAAGACGGGGACGCUUCAGAGAUGGAAAUGAUGCAGGAAGCAGUCCCAUCUUCAGAACGGUUAAAGCCUUGCCAGUCAUUUAUACCAACAACAUGCGAGAAGGCCUUGGAAAUCACAGAGGAGGCCGAGGACACACAGGAAGCUGUGGACCCCCUCCCAUCACUGGUGGAUGAGUCUCUAGAUGAUGAAGAUGUCGUCGUAGAAAGCCAGCACAGUGCGGGGGAGGAAAUGGAAGUCGGCACAUUGAAAUCUCAGCAGGUGGUUGAGUCCAUUCAGGUUACAUCAAACCAACAGCACAAGGAGACAGUAGGUUCUGAUUCUGAGCCCAAAGACGACUCCGUCGAGAAGAGGAAAACAGUCAGUCUGCUGGACAGCAGUGAUGAUGAAGGAGAUGAUGAAGAGGAGAGGGAAGUUUCUGAAGAAGAGGAUUCAGAGUACAGGGGGAAGGAGGAGAGGGGGGAAACUUCCAGCAAGUCAGAAGCUGAAGCUGCAUCAGUUGCGGGAUUGUUCAUGAUUGACAAGCGGCCUGGACAAGUUGCAGAUGAACAGUACUACAAAGAGGGAGAAUGGGAGGAAGAGGCAACCACAUGUAAAGGAGCUGAGCAGGAGGAACAAGAUGAGGAGUUUGUGGAUGAGUCCGGGGAUGAUGAUGACGACGACGAUGAUGCAAAAGUCUUGUUCUUGAGCAGAAAUGCUCAUUUGAAAGAGUUGUCCAGCCGUAUUGACCCUGGCCUCAGAGUGAAGGAGCUUGGGGGUUUAUACAUCAGUUUUGAUGGCAGCAAAUCAAAACCCGUCUCCAGUUCAUGGAAAAAACUAAAGGAAAAGAAGAUCCAAGAUGAGGUGAUGAAGAAGAGUGUGAUUGGACCAGACUUUGAAAAGAAGGAUUCUGUGCCUCCAUACAGUGAAUCCAAACAUGCCCUAAAGCUAAAACGCAGGGCAGAGAGAGAGAAGUCAACGGGAGAUGGUUGGUUUAACAUGAAGGCCCCAGAGGUCACUCAGGAGCUGAAAGGAGACCUCCAAGUCCUGAAGAUGAGAGGAUCAUUGGAUCCUAAGAGGUUCUACAAGAAGAAUGACAGAGAUGGCUUUCCCAAAUACUUCCAGGUUGGCACAGUGGUGGACAACGCUGCUGACUUCUAUCAUUCCCGUAUCCCCAAGAAAGAGAGGAAGAGAACCAUGGUGGAGGAGCUGCUCGCUGAUGCAGAGUUCAGACAGAAAAACAAAAAGCGGUACCAGCAUAUCAUGGCAGAGAAAGCAGCACAGGAAGCUGGCAAGAGAAACAAGAAGAAGAAGAAAUUCCAUAAGAAGUAAAUCUGAAGAUUUGAUGUGAUGAACACAGACUGUGAGAGGCUUCUCACUGAUUCAGAAAUGCAGCUCUUCAGUACAAAGUGACUCUUUGAAGCGUGGAGCAUUUUUAAUGGCUUGGAAGUUAAACACUUAUUCAAGACUUUACAGAUGUACAGUUUACAUGCGCAUACACAAAGAGGCCAACACACAAGUUGGUUUAGUAAGAACAUUUAAAAAAUUCCUUGUACUAAUGAAGCUUGUUUUUAUCAGUACAGGUGUAAUUUACAAACACUUUGCUGCACAACAAUCAGUCCCUCUAAAUUACACAGUAUGAACAAUUAAAGAAAAAAUCUCAUGGUGUGAUUCUUUAAUUUUCCUAAGAGGUCAUAAUCUGAAAAAGAAGAAAAAACUUGUCCUGCAGCAUCAAAAACAAAACAAAACAUUCACAACUAAAAUGAAGCAUCAACCAAACGUGUCUGAGCUGCUGGAAAUAAGUUUAUACAAGUAAUACAAUAAUAAUGAGUAAUACAACAAGUUAGAAAUACAGGCUAUUACAAACUCUUGUCAAAUUAUUUGCUGAAAUUUCUGUGUUAAACCUUUGACACUUUAUGCUGCUCAAUAUUUCAGAGUGUAACUUGACACACACUGUACCUCUGAACAGUAAUGAUGAAAUUACAGUGAGAGGUAGAAAUGUAAUUUGAUCAUUGAUUGUGUCCCUGCUGCAAAUUCAGGCAAAGAACAUAUUAGUGCAGUUUUAGUUAUUCAUUUCUGUGAAGCUAAAUAUGACUCUUGCAUGUAGUGCCACUUACAAUCAUUUCUUCUGCAGCUGUAAGGAAAGAUCAUAGCAGCACUUCACUGUAUUAGUUAUGAAAAUUAGGUCAUAUUAUAAUGGGAUCACACUAGCCACAAUGCCAAUGAGUUUUUGGAUGACACCCAACAUGGAAAAUAUGUUUAUAUACCAGAAGAAAUAACUUCAUAUUCAGAGUUACAUCUAUUAACAAUGCAAACUAAUUACAGGCAUCUUAAUUUGCC